This is a messenger RNA of Callithrix jacchus (white-tufted-ear marmoset), 3035 nucleotides long. It is a transcript of the gene FCMR, whose product is annotated as Fc mu receptor. Gene Ontology annotation, molecular function: transmembrane signaling receptor activity. Lineage: Eukaryota; Metazoa; Chordata; Mammalia; Primates; Cebidae. The record is from RefSeq and is a predicted model, not a curated record. Gene Ontology annotation, cellular component: plasma membrane.
AGCCUAAGACUAGUUAGCAAACAAGGUUGUCAUUUCCUUAUCAUCAAGGCUUGUUCCUCAUUGAGGGCUAGAAAUCUCUUUCACAUUUCAGAUCGUGAAGGGUUCCUGAGAAAGCAGCGUGUCUCUGUCCCCUCUCUAGGAGCUCUUGGAUGGAUCUUGUGCUCUAGAGGGAACAAUGGACCCCUGGCUUUGGUUACUUUACUUCCUGCCAGUAUCAGGGGCUCUGAGGAUCCUCCCAGAAGUAAAGGUAGAGGGGGAGCUGGGCGGAUCAGUUACCAUCACGUGCCCACUUCCUGAAACGCAUGUGAGGAUGUAUCUGUGCCGGGAGAUGGCUGAAUCUAGAGCAUGUGCUACUGUGGUAUCCACCAACAACUUCAUCAAGAAUGAAUACAAGGGCCGAGUCACUCUGACGCAAUACCCACACAAGAAUCUGUUCCUAGUGAAGGUAACAGAACUGGCCGAAAGUGACAGCGGCGUCUACGCCUGUGGAGCGGGCAUAAACACAGACAGAGGAAAGACCCAGAAAGUCACCCUGAUUGUCCGCAGUGAAUACCAGCCAUUAUGGAAAGAGCAACCAGCGUCUGAGACUCCAAAUUGGUUUCAUGUGCCCUAUUUGUUCCAGAUGCCUGCACAUGCCAGUUCUUCCAAAUCCGUACCCAGAGUUACCAUACCAGUUCAAAGGACCAAGGUCCCUCCAGUCCACCACCCCUCCCUCACCACCCAAAUCAUCCACCGUCCUCGAGUGUCCAGAGCAUCUUCAGUAGUAGCUGACAAGCCCCCAACCCUCCUUCCAUCCACUACUGCCUCAGAGAUCUCAGCUCCGGGGGUGCUACUCAAGCCUCGGACAGCCAGCCACAACCACCACACCAGGCUGCACAGGCAGAGAGCACUGGACUAUGGCUCACAGUCUGGGAGGGAAGGCCAAGGAUUUCACAUCCUCAUCCCGACCGUCCUGGGCCUUUUCCUGCUGGCACUUCUGGGGCUGAUGGUGAAAAGGGCUGUUCAAAGGAGGAAAGCCCUCUCCAGGCGGGCCCGUCGACUGGCCGUGAGGAUGCGUGCCAUGGAGAGCUCCCAGCCGCCCCGCGGGUCUCAGCAAAAGCGCUCCCAAAACAUCUACAGCGCCUGCCCGCGGCGGGCUCGCGGGGCGGACGCUGCAGGCAAUGGGGAGACCCCCGUUCCAGGUUCUAGGGCGCCGUCGUCCCCCGCUCUGCUGCAGGUGUCUGAAUCACCCUGGCUCCAUACCCCAUCUCUGAAGACCAGCUGUGAAUACGCAAGCCUUUACUUCCAGCCUACCGCCAAGAUGGAGGACAGUGAUUCAAACGACUACAUCAAUGUUCCUGCCUGACAACUCCCCAGCUGUGCCCCUACCCCAGGCCCAGACUGUGGUGCCAAGGAGUCUCCUCUGUCCCCUGAUAUCCAAUACCUGCUUCAUGUGUUCUCAGAGCCAUCAUCACUUCCUAUGCCCCAUCUCAAAUCCCAUCCCCUUCUAUCUGUGCCCUGAGUGUGGCUCCGCCCCCAAGUCCUCUUGCACACCUUGGCAGCCUCCUGUAGUCAACAGGUAAGGUCUAGGCAUACAGAGCAGUUGUCCCAAUGCUACUUUCUUCCUUUUUAAGCUAUCUAACAGGAUGUGGGAUUUGCAGAGUGUUUCUUCAAUGUCUCACCACAGGGUUGUUGCUGCCUAGGCUCUAGAUCACAUGGCAUCAGGCUGGGGCAGAGGCAGAGCUAUUCUCAGGCAUCCUUCCCAGGUUUGGGUCUUACACAAAUAGAAGUCUCAUUUUCUGAGUUAUGUGGGUAAGCCUCAGCCCCAUGGACUAGGCAGGGGUCUAGUAUGAAAACACUCCCAGAUACGGCUUUGCUCUGAUCCAAAAGUUGGCACCUGCUAGUGAACAUCUACUUAUCUCAAGUUAUAUGCUAAGGGCAAUUUAUCUUGGUGUGAUGAUGUAUUCUAAAUUUUCAGAACCGAGCUUGUUAGUGAGAUUUGCAUAUAAAAGAAGUCUUUGUCGUCUCUUUAUCUUUCUUCCAUAGCCUGAUGCUGAUAUUUGUGCACUUAACUUUGGUCUAUUUUAGUCAUUCAAAACUAUUAUAUUUCUCAACUUUCACAAAUGUUCCUCAUUUCUUUGCCAGUUCCAGACAACAUAUAGCAAGGUGGGGAAGGAAAGCAGUCAGGAGUUCCUGGGUGGCCAGGGCUCUGCAGUAGCACUUAUGUCAUGGAAGAAGAGAUAUGCCACCUCCUACGUAUACGUUUUGUCUAAGUUUUUGGAACAAGGUCAUAGUCAGAAGUUAGAUCUUCAGAUUGAUACCGACCACAAAGCUCAACCAGAGCUUGAGGCUGGAUACCCAGCCUUGCUUUUGGGAAGAAGGCCUUUUCUGGCUAUACAACACAGUCUUGCUGGGCAGGCAUCCAGAAAUAGAAAAGAAAGGCUGCCAUCUUUGAGUUGUGUUGUCAUUUAUUAGCAGGGAGUUUCAUCACGGAUUGGACAGUACAUCCAGGUGCAAUGUCAUCAUCAGCAGGUCAGCUUGACACUCAAGUGGCAGCUUAGGGAAGAAUGACUAGGAUUAAAAAAAAAGGAGGGCAUCAAGGGAAAGGGAUGAUGGGGUAAGCUGUUGAGUGUGGGUGGGAAAUGAAAUGUUAGUGAGCAUCUGCUUCAUGCUGGGCACUUUAAUCCACGUUUUAUCUUUUAUCACUUACUUCUCAAACUGAUGUCUCUUCCCCUCACCCCCAUGCCCACCAAUGCUCUGUCCCUGCAGAUAUCAGAAGACAGUGUGAUUUCCAUUCUCCAAAGUUCAGUUUUGCAUCCCAGCAUCCAUCUCUGUUUUUCAAUAAUCCAAAGACAGGCAAAAAAAAAAAAGUAAAACCACAGUUUAUUAAGUACUUAGUGAGCACCCCUCCACUGCCCCACACUGUGGCAAGGAUUGCGAGGGGUGAAGGAGGAGCAUGGGGCACAGUAUUCUGCUGUCUUCACGGAACUUAGAGUCUCACAAAUAAAUAGAGCAUCAGUUGAAAUACUGACAUUAAAUAAAUAGGGUUGUAUAAA